This is a messenger RNA of Python bivittatus (Burmese python), 3608 nucleotides long. RefSeq names its product transforming growth factor beta receptor 3 (gene TGFBR3). Lineage: Eukaryota; Metazoa; Chordata; Lepidosauria; Squamata; Pythonidae. Gene Ontology annotation, molecular function: glycosaminoglycan binding; transforming growth factor beta binding; type II transforming growth factor beta receptor binding. The record is from RefSeq and is a predicted model, not a curated record. Gene Ontology annotation, biological process: regulation of transforming growth factor beta receptor signaling pathway; transforming growth factor beta receptor signaling pathway; epithelial to mesenchymal transition.
GCUACGCUGCCGCGCGUGGAACCGCCGUGGAAAAAGUUUGCAGGAGGCAGCUUCCUCCGAGUCGAACUUCUGCCUUGACAGAUCUCUGGAGAGGAGGAGGGGGAGCAGCUCGCCCUGGUCCUGCGCGAGGGAGGCUGGCUAGGCUUCUCUGAAAGGGAAUCCCCGUUUUCAAGCGUGCUUGGUCAUUAAAAGGCUGGACGACUUUCAAAGCAUCCUCAUUAAUCCUUUUCUAAGGUCAGGCACUGGCACAAAGAACAACUGAAAGAAGAUAAUUGCAGAAUUUGGGGUGCGGCAAAAAUGACUUCCUGUUGUAUCCUUCCAGCAUUUGCUUUGAUGAUUGGGUGUUUAGCAUUUGCAGGUCCUGUGUUUAGAAGUGGAUGUGUCUUGUCUCAGGUCAAUAGCUCACACCCAGUUCAAGCCUUGCUAGAAAGUUUUACUGUUUUAUCUGGCUGUGCAAGCAAAGGGACUGCUGGAUUGCCACAAGAAGUUCACGUCCUCAAUCUUAGGAGUCCAGAAGAAGACUCUGGCCACCAUGAAAGAGAGGUUGUCUUGCAUUUGAAUCCAAUUUCUUCCAUCCAUAUUCACCAGAAACCACUAGUGUUCCUACUGAACUCUCCUGUGCCUCUAAUGUGGAAGGUGAAAACAGAAAGACUAGCUAUGGGGAUUGAGAGACUUUUCAUUGUUUCAGCAGGUUCUAUUGUGCAAUUUGAGAAGGAAAACUUCUCCUUGUCAGCCAAGAGGGAAGAAAGGCCCCUCCCUCAAGGAAAUAAGCAUCUGUUACAGUGGGCCCAAAAGGAAUAUGGGGCAGUAACAUCCUUCACUGAAUUUAAAAUAUCCAGGAAUGUUUACAUAAAAGUGGGUGAAGUUCAAUUUUUUCCUACAACAUGCAAUAUAGAAAAGAAUUUUAUUUCUUUGAACUACCUUGCGGGAUACCUACAACCAAAGACAGCAGAGGGAUGCGUUAUCUCUAGUGUGGCCCAAAAUAGAGAAGUUCAUAUAAUUGAACUUAUUGCACCUGAUUCAAACAGCGCUUUCCAGGUGGAUAUCAUCAUUGACAUCAGACCAUCUCGGCCAGACACCACGCUUGUCAGGGAUCUUGUACUUAUCCUCCAGUGCAGAAAGUCUGUCAACUGGGUCAUCAAAUCACAUGACGUGAAAGGGAAAUUGGAAGCCAUUACAGCAAAUGGUGUUGGCUUUGGAAAAGAGACUGAACGCUCCAUGACAAUGAGUAAAACUGUAGCAUUUGAUAUUCCCUCCUCUCAUGAGAGUUUGAUCACCUGGGCAUAUGAGCACGGCUACCACCCAGUUACUACAUAUACAAAAGCACCUCUUGCUAAUAGGUUCCACCUACAGCUCAUGGAUAGGGAAGAGAUGAAUGAUGAGGAAGACCAUUUCCUUCCACCAGAGCUGAAGGAACUGCUACAUGGCAUUAAACCCCCUCCAAUCACACGUUUCAGUGAAGACAUUCGCUUUGGUCUUCUUCAUGAGAAUAAUCAAGGCUCCUUGCCAUCAGCUGAUACCAUUGACACAAUCAUGGCUAGUCAUGGUUUUGAACAGCUUCUUCCAAAAGACCCAGAGCCAGAAGAAGUGCAGGGAAGUGUUGAUGUUGCCAUGUCUGUGAAAUGUAAUGACACAUCCAUGAUUGUAGCUGUGGCAAAAGACUCGCUGGAGGCUAGCGGUUUCAUUGGGACGCAGCUCUCUCUGCUGGAUCCUAAUUGCAGAGCUAAGACAAACAGGACCCAUUUUAUUCUAGAGUCAUCUUUGCACGAUUGCGGGACUCGACAGAUUGCCUAUCCUUUGGAUAACACUGUGUAUCUCAACUCUAUUGUUAUCCAGCUGUCACCAUCAACCGAAGCCAGUGGUUGGGUGGUUGAUUAUGAAGACAUGGAAUCAGGGGAUAAUGGUUUCCCUGGGGACACAGAUGAAUCUGACAUCACUUUUUCCAGUCAGCCUGUAAUAGUUGUGUUCAAUUGCACAUUCCAUCAACCGAAAGCCCCAAAGGUUCCCAUAUUCUGGCCACCUGACAUACGUGUUGGCAAUGCCACCUUUGGAAUGGAACUGUAUGAGACGGACCUUUUUCGUACCCCAAUUCAAGGAUUCUUCUCUGUUGCAGAGAACAGCCAGGUUUUUGUUGAGAUUUCUCUGACAAAGGCUGAGAGAUCCCUGGGCUUUGCAAUCCAAACUUGCUUUAUUUCACCAAAUUCCUAUCCUGAUCGAAUGUCAGAGUAUACCAUUAUCGAAAAUGUUUGUCCCAAAGAUGAGUCUGUAAAAUUCUACAACGUUCCAAAACCUAAUUUUCCCAUGCUAAAUGCACAGACAGAUAAAAAGCGUUUUAGCUUCAUAUUCAAAUCCACAUUCAACAGCUCUCUUCUCUUUCUGCACUGUGAGGUGACCUUAUGCACAAAGAAAGAAAAAGAUGCUCAAGGAUUGGCUAAGUGUGUCCUUCCAGAUGAAGCUUGCACCUUUCUCAAUGUUGAUAUGAUCCUUGCAAUGAUGCAGAAUAAGAAAACCUUCACCAAACCUCUUGCUGUGAUAACUAAAGGGAAGCCAGAAGAUAAAUCCUCCCACUUGAAACCUUCCGAAGGGUUACCAUCUGUUGUCUACGGCCUGGAUACGUUGACAGUUGUGGGAAUUGCCUUUGCAGCUUUUGUAAUAGGUGCACUGCUGACAGGAGCUUUAUGGUUUAUCUAUUCCCACACAGGAGAACCAGCAGGAAGACAGCAGGUUCCCACAUCGCCACCACCCUCCGAAAACAGCAGUGCAGGCCACAGUAUUGGCAGCACACAAAGCACCCCCUGUUCCAGCAGCAGCACGGCCUAACGCAGGAUGGAAAUGCAUGCAGCAACGUAGGAGACCAGAGGUUCAGAAACAGCUGUUUGUUGCCCUUUGCUUCCAUUGGUUUGGAUUCUUUGGCAAAAUGAGGAGGAAUUUCCUUCUUUUUUGCUUUGCCUGGGUAAAUGUGGUCUUCGAAUCUCUUGCAGCAUGCUAAGGCUACACAUGACAGAGCUACUCUUUUUGUACAGCUGUGGACUGGGUACAAAGGUCCACACGCUCUCAAUGUGAAACACAUGACUGUUUUCCCCCCCCCGUAAAUGCUUCUUUGUCUCCACAGAAUCCCAGGGCUGGGUUCUGCAAACAUCCCGGAGACGGACGGUGUCGGGAAAGAGAUUUCAGUCUCAUAAGCUGGGGAAUGGGUUUUGUUUCUCCUAACCUCCCUCACUCCCCCACCCCACUGGGCACAAAAGCUAGGUGGUUUCAAAUGGAAAAUUUGAAACUGAUUUCUUCAAAUACACAUCACAGGUCACCAUAGCUAUGUCACUGAUUGGCUGUGUGAUGGUUGAGCUUGACUUCGGAAAGCCUUUUGCCUCUUGUUGUACAGUUCUCCAUUUAAGCCAUGUGUAUCAACUGAAGCCUUUGAAACUAAAGCAGCAUACAGGGGGCUAAAAAUACAUGCUGGUUAGAUAUUUCUAAUUACUCAUCCUUCCUUCCUUACAUAUCCAAAAGCCUGCAUAUAUUCAUAGGGUUGCUUUCAGGGUUGUUCCAUUUCUUUUCCCCUUUCUGAGAAUUACAGAUAGUCCCCAGUUUAAGAAUGAGUUCCAUUCAACUGU